This is a messenger RNA of Ascochyta rabiei, 304 nucleotides long. RefSeq lists its product as uncharacterized. The record is from RefSeq and is a predicted model, not a curated record. The transcript has a single exon. Bases 1 to 252 code for a protein of 83 amino acids. NCBI's taxonomy places the organism in Eukaryota, Fungi, Ascomycota, Dothideomycetes, Pleosporales, Didymellaceae.
AUGGGUUGCGCGUCCAGCAAACAAGCCCCUGCGUACCCCCAGCCCAUGCGGCAAGCUCACGGCCAGAAGCGCAGAAAGAGACACGAUGCCUAUGUGGGCUCGCAUAGCCCGUAUGCCGCCGGCGGGUACAUGCCGCAUGGCGGUGGGGCUCAGGGAGCGUUCUACAGCGGAGGAGAUGGAGGGGGUGGUGGAGGCUGUGGUGGUGGGGAUGGGGGCGGUGGAGGUGGAGGUGGAGGUGGAGGUGGCUGCUAAGGGGAGAGGGAGGUGAGAUUGUCGAGCACAGGGUUUUGGUGGAGGCGUUUAG